Molecule: messenger RNA, 999 nt
Organism: Juglans microcarpa x Juglans regia
Lineage: Eukaryota; Viridiplantae; Streptophyta; Magnoliopsida; Fagales; Juglandaceae
Product: UPF0481 protein At3g47200-like
Exons: 2
Coding region: 1-999 (332 amino acids)
Source: RefSeq, a predicted model, not a curated record
AUGGAAAUCAUACGCCAAGAAGUUGGACAGAUCGAGCUCAUGUCCGAGAAGAAGAACGAUACCGCGUUCCUCAAAAUGCUGGUUCUUGAUGGUUGUUUUAUAUUAGAAUUGUUUCGAAUACUUGGAAAAUCGGAACCGAAAAAGAUCGAGUCUGAUCACCCUCUCGCCUCCGUGGCAUGUGCAAUACCAUAUUUCUACGGAGAUCUUCUUCUGCAUGAGAAUCAGAUCCCCUUUGUUCUUUUGAAAAAGUUAUUUGAAACUUCCAAAAUGCCUGAUGAGGACUAUCCUUUGUCCUUGCUUGCUUUGAGAUUCUUUAACAAGGUAAUGCGCAGAUCCGAAAAAGAUCUCGAAGAGAUGAGCGAGAAAGUCGUGAUCAAUGACAGCUUGCAUUUGCUGAACUUGGUUCGGUCAAGUUUUAUCACCCCCGAUCUAGAUAAGCCACCGGCGACUGUGAAGAAAACAGAAACAGUACCGGCGAUAUACUGCAUCACGAAGCUCCUCAAAGCAGGCAUUAAGAUCAAACUGCGUGAGGCGGCCGACAACUUCUUGGCUGUGAAAUUCAACGAGGACAACGGAGUGAUUGAGAUGCCCAAAAUAACCGUCGACUACUUCAUGCACUCUUUCGUGGUGAACUGUCGGGCAUUCGAGCAGUUGGACAACAAAAGCUCCAAGCACAUCACAGUUUACGCCUAUUUCUUGGACUGCUUAGUAAACACAGCCAAGGACGACGAGUACCUUUACGAACACAACAUCAUUGACAGUUAUGUUGGGAAGAACAGCGAGGUCGUACAAUUCAUCAACAAGUUGGGGAAGGAGAUGGACGUUAAAACCAAUCGGUUUUAUUUAUACGACUUUUUCAGAAAGGUGGACGCUCGUUAUAAUAAAACGUGGAAAAGCAAUUGCGGAGUUCAGCAUAUGCAUGUCUUCCAUGAACAGCUAGAAAGGUGUCCGUAUGGGAAGCUAGAUCAUGCUCAAGUUGUACGCGGUGUGCUUGAUUAG